AUGUUCCUCUCCGUUUUGCGUCGCAGCGAAGCCGUUCCGGCCCUGAAGCCGUUGUUCGAUCGUGUGUUUGUUCGUCGAAUGGCGCCAAAGUCGCAGACAGCCGGUGGUAUCAUGUUGCCAGAGUCCCAAACUGAUCAAUUCCACGAUGGUAUUAUUGUAGCCGUUGGUAGAGGCGCCAGAAGCGAGUCAGGUAAAUUGUUUGUUUCUUUGAUUGUUGUGGUAUAUGUUUAUUUCUACGACAAUUGUGACCAGGGGCGGGCGUCCAAAUUUUUUGCGAAAAUUUUUUUCCAAAAAUCCACAGGGGGGACCACGUUCAAAUUUUUCGAAAAUUUUUUUCUGGGGGGGGGGUACCCCUCGCGCCCGGCCCUGAUUGUGACCUAAAAUAAAAUGUUUUAAUAAAAAAACCCUUAGAAUACUUAAUUACAGCACAUUUUAUAUUUUGAUGUUUCUAUACACUUUUCGACCUCACAAGACAGUUUUUUUUAUUUUGACAUUUUGCAGUGUAAUAUGUCGGUUGUUUGUUACACGUGCAUAUGUCAUGAACAUAAAUAAUGUGCUGAAUUUUAUUUUCCAAAGUAAUCUAAUUACUCCGAAGGUGCUGAGCAGUAGUCGUUUAACAGUAUUUUUGGAUGUUAAUGUGGCCUUCCUUUUAAUAUCUUGUUUUAUAUUGCCAAUUUUACUGUAAAGUUAAAUAAUAUUUUUAAUUUUUAUGGUUUUGCUGUGGCAAUAUAUAACUUUAUGUUAUCUUAGUUUUUAUGUUUUUUUUGGUCGAAAAGCUUGAAAAAUGCUAUUUAAAACUGUUGUAAAUAUGUUUAAAGUUUAUUUUUUACGUUUUUCCAGCUUUUUGAUGUAUAUGUUAUGUUCUAUAUGUACUUAACCGUCUUCUUGUUUUAGGUAAUGUGAUUCCGAACCAGCUGAAGGCCGGCGACCGAGUGAUUCUGCCUCUUCACGGCGGUCAGAAAGUAAAGUUAGAUGGUCAGCAACUGUUCGUCUACAAGGAGUCCGAGAUUGUGGCUGUAAUCGAGUAA
Molecule: messenger RNA, 1028 nt
Organism: Bursaphelenchus okinawaensis
Lineage: Eukaryota; Metazoa; Nematoda; Chromadorea; Rhabditida; Aphelenchoididae
Source: the annotation of a GenBank genome assembly